GAAGACAUGGACACUAAAAAUGCAACACUGCUGACAAAGUUUGUUCUCACAGGACUUACACAUCAACAGGAGUGGCAAAUCCCCCUGUUUCUGGUGUUCUUGGUGAUAUAUCUCAUCACCAUUGUGGGAAACCUUGGACUGACUGCACUCAUCUGCAAUGAGCCUCACCUUCACACUCCCAUGUACUUGUUCCUUGGGAGUUUAGCCUUCACGGAUGCUUGGAUAUCAUCCACAGUGACCCCAAAGAUGCUGGUCAACUUCUUUAUCAAGAGCAAGAGGAUAUCUCUCUCUGAAUGCAUGAUGCAAUUUUUUUCUUUUUCAUUCAGUGCAAGCACAGAAUGUUUCCUUUUGGCAGCAAUGGCAUAUGAUCGCUAUGUGGCCAUAUGCAACCCUUUAAUUUAUCAAAUGACUAUGACCAAUAGACUAUGCAUCCAACUGUUAGUCUCAUCAUUUGUGUGUGGCCUUAUUCAUUCUGCAUUUCAUACACUUUUUUUAUUCAGAUUAACCUUCUGUAAUUCUUACAUAAUACAUCACUUUUAUUGUGACAUCAUGCCAUUGUUUAAGAUUUCCUGUACUGACCCUUCGGUUAAUGUUCUGAUGGUUUUUAUCUCCUCUGGGUCAAUACAGGUGUUCACCAUCCUGAUAGUUCUUGUAUCGUAUACACUUGUUCUCUUUACAAUCUUAAAAAGGAAGUCUGUACAAGGCAUCAGGAAAGCCUUCUCCACCUGUGGAGCCCAUCUCUUAUCUGUCUCUUUAUACUAUGGCCCUCUUCUCUUCAUGUAUGUGCGCCCUGGAUCAACACAAGCAGAUGACCAAGAUAUGAUGGACUCUCUAUUUUACACUGUCAUCAUUCCUUUGUUAAAUCCAAUUAUCUACAGCCUGAGAAAUAAGAAAGUCAUAGAUUCACUGGUCAAAAUGUUAAAGAGAAAUGUUUAG
This is a messenger RNA of Equus quagga, 936 nucleotides long. Its product is annotated as olfactory receptor 5H2-like. The record is from RefSeq and is a predicted model, not a curated record. Gene Ontology annotation, biological process: G protein-coupled receptor signaling pathway; sensory perception of smell. Lineage: Eukaryota; Metazoa; Chordata; Mammalia; Perissodactyla; Equidae. Gene Ontology annotation, molecular function: odorant binding; G protein-coupled receptor activity; olfactory receptor activity. Bases 7 to 936 code for a protein of 309 amino acids. The transcript has a single exon. Gene Ontology annotation, cellular component: membrane.